CCGGGCCGCGCCGCCGCCGCCGAGCAGCAGCCCCGCGCGCCGCGCCUCGGGAACAAAGGCGCCCGCCGCCCGCCGCCGCCGCCAUGAAACCGGGGCCACCGCGCCGAGCCGGGGCCGCUCACGGGGCAGGCGCAGGGACCGGGGCUGCGGCUGGGCCCGGGGCCCGCGGGCUGCUGCUGCCGCCACUGCUGCUGCUACUGCUGGCCGGGCGCGCCGCGGGGACUCAGCGCUGGCGCAGUGAGAACUUUGAGAGGCCCGUGGACCUCGAGGGCUCCGGGGACGACGACUCCUUCCCUGAUGAUGAGCUGGACGACCUGUACUCGGGGUCUGGCUCGGGCUACUUCGAGCAGGAGUCAGGCAUUGAGACGGCCAUGCGCUUCAGCACAGACGUGGCCCUGGCGGUGUCCACCACGCCUGCUGUGCUACCUACCAUGGACAUCCAGCCCGUGGGCACCCCGUUUGAAGAGCUCCCCUCUGAGCGUCCCACCCCAGAGCCGGCCACUAGCCUCCCGGUGGUGACAGAGGUCCCAGAAGAGCCCAGCCAGAGAGCCACCACCAUCUCCACUCCCACGGCCACCACUGCUGCCACGACCACAGGGGCCCCGACCGUGGCCUUGGUGCCUGCCACAGUGGCCACCGCCGCUCCCAGCAUCCCUGCGGCGCCCCCUUCCUCGGCCACCACCUCUGUCGUAAGGACCACCGGCAUACGGAGGCUUCUUCCUCUUCCACUGACCACGGCAGCCACAACCCGGGCCACCACCCCAGCGGUGCCCUCGCCUCCCACCACGGUGGCUGUCUUGGACACAGAGGCCCCAACACCCGGGCUAGUCAGUACAGCUACCUCCAGGCCAAGUGCCCUUCCCAGGCCAGCGACCACCCAGGAGCCUGACACCCCUGAGAAGAGCACCCUGCCCCUGGGGACCACUGCCCCUGGACCGACGGAGGUGGCUCAGACCCCAACUCCAGAGUCCUUCCUGACUACCAUCCGGGAUGAGCCAGAGGUACCAGUGAGUGGGGGGCCCAGCGGGGACUUUGAGCUGCCGGAGGAAGAGACCACGCAGCCAGACACAGCCAAUGAGGUGGUGGCAGUGGGUGGGGCAGCGGCUAAGCCAUCGCCUCCGCCCGGGACGCUGCCCAAGGGUGCUCGCCCAGGCCCUGGCCUCCUGGACAAUGCCAUUGAGUCGGGCAGCUCGGCGGCUCAGCUGCCACAGAAGAGCAUCCUGGAGCGGAAGGAGGUGCUUGUAGCCGUGAUUGUGGGCGGGGUGGUGGGUGCCCUCUUCGCCGCCUUCCUGGUCACCCUGCUCAUCUACCGCAUGAAGAAGAAGGACGAGGGCAGCUACACACUGGAGGAGCCCAAGCAGGCGAGCGUCACGUACCAGAAGCCUGACAAGCAGGAGGAGUUCUACGCCUAGCGGAGCCACAGUGCCUCCUCAGAGCCUCAGCGUCACCCUCCACCCAGUCCCUGGCCUGUCCCACCAGCCCUGGCCAGGGGACCGGGCCGGGGAGGGAGCCUGGCCCCAGUUCACCUCUGCCCACCCUCCCAAGGUCUGCCCAGACCGCCAGCCUCAUACUGAUCUUCCCCAAGGCACAGGUGCACCGCUAUCUGCCCUGGACUGUGCUCUUCCGAGCUCAUCUCUCGUCCUCCGCCAGCCUGGGGCUUCAGGACCUCAUGUCAGAUGGCUAGGAGGAAAGAAGCUCCCGAGAGGCUGGGGGAAGGAAGGGUGGGGCUUGAGAUGGGCUUGAACUCCAACCUGGCCCCACGGGCUGGCCGAGGUCUUCUUUUAAGGGCAGAGAGGCACUCAGGCUGGUUCCUAGGAUAAACAUUUACAAGCUCAACCUUGAAAUCGAGACACUGCCACCUCUUGCUUCUGUCCCAGGGCCCCUCUACCCCGGUGAGAGUGUGUCCUUUGCCGCCUGGCUUGCCCCAGGUUGUGGGGUCACUCUCCCUUGCCCCGCCCACUGCACAUGCACCUGAAGGUUUCACCUCUGCCCCAUCUGUCCCUGAGGAGUUGGCUUCCCAAGAGUAUCCUGGCAGCCACGGGUGAGGGGGGCUGGCCGGGCUGCCCGGACCUCCCUCUUGCGAGUGGACUCUGCACAGACACCGUCCCCCGCAAGGUCACACGUAUGGUCACGCCCAAAGACAAAAGCACGAAAUGACAAAACCAUGUGCAAUCCUGACCACCCUGGCAGUCCAGGCUCGUCACGCACACACAUUCCCCCGAAGGCGUUUCUUCUCAUGCGUUUCUCAUGCACCCUCAAACGUUUACAGCAAUGCAAGUCACGAGUCAUUGUCACCCCGUGGUGACGGCGUGGCCUGUUUCUCUCACCGCCUCUCCCCCGUCCACAUACACACAUGGUCCGGCAGCGUACACGUUGUCCUCUAGCUUUCGGGCUCCCUGGGGAGGGUGGAGUCAAGCCGGAACAGUCAGCCCAUAUUGGGUCCCCCCAGUUGCCCUGUCAUGCUCAGUUCCUCACCAGAGCGCUCCCCCCACCAACCGCAUUGCCACUGGCCCCCGCGUGUCAGACACAAUCCUGCGUGGAUGCACAGUCUUGCCCCACGCGGCCCACUCUCACGCUGGAGGAGACCAGGUGGGCCCUGGCUUUUCCCACAGAGGGAGGUGUGGGAGGACGUUGCCUCAAGGCCUUGCACGUCCCCACCUCCCCGCCUGCUUCUCUCUUCUCUGUAGCCCGAGGGGUCGGUUUGGGGGCCAGUCCCCCACUAGCCGGGAGCCUUGCUGAGGAAGGCAGGCUAGUUCCUGGAAGCUGGCCUCUGGCUGGGCAGGGGACUUGGGUCUCCCAGGACCAAAGGCCCCAGGUGGGGAGGGAGCCUGCGGACUGGCUCCUGGUCUCCCCACAGCCCCCUCCUGCUCUGAGCGAGGGGCCGACUCUGCCUCCCAGGACACAAGUCUCCAAAGUGCCUGUGAGGGUGGGCCCUGCCGCCUGGGCCCUCUGCACCCUCCCCCCUUGGCCUCGCCAGGCCCACCUCAGCCCUGCCCCAGGGUCCUCCCUGGGCCUUCCCCGUGGACACCUUGCCCACUUACUUGGCCAAACAACUUGGCGGUUCCCCUGGCUGCAGCCAGAUGGACCUGCAGCUGGAAGCAGCCCAUCCAGACACACUGCCCGGGGUUGAGGGCUGAGAGCAGGUCGGGGCAGGGGUGUCACGGGCCCCCCACUUGCCUCCCCCUUCUUUACCCUUGCGAGAAGGGCCACUUCUGUGGCUAUUUUAAAUGUGGGGUCACAAACCUUUGGGGAAGGUGCCCUCAGCAGGGGCAUCUAGAGCCCCGAGACGUGGUCUGCUCAGUAGUAGGCUGGUGCUCACACCCCCACCCCUCACCUACCAUCCGGAUUAAAGCCAGGAACCCAGGUUUUAUUUGUUUCCUUUUCAAGAUGCGCUGGCAACAGACUUCCGCUGGGUGAGGGGUGAGAGUGCCUGAGUCAGCGAGGGCCAGGCUCCAGGGCCUUCCACGGCCUGCCUGUUCCGCCACCCUCCUUCCAGCCUGGGGCUCCAUCUCACAGACCCCCAUGCCCCUCUCAGCAGGGCCUGGAGGCUUGUGAGGAACCCAGGUGGUCCCAGCCUUGGGGGGGGGGCGGGACUGGGGGGAGGCAUCCCGGGCCCACGAACUGCUGGAGGUGGCCUGACCUCAGUCACCUCUGGAGCUGAAGGGCUGGGACACGGGGGUAGAGGACACCGAAGUCCCAGCCUCCCUCUCCCCUGGUCCCCGGUGGGUUGCUGUUUUGAGGCAGCAGCUCUGGUGAGAAGGCCUAGGCAGGCCGAGGCUGAGAAACCAGAGAGCACGGAGCAGAGAAGACCUGGACCCCCCCGGGAGGCCCAGAGGUGCUGGGACCAGGUCAGACCCACGGCGGGGGGCAGGGCCCAGCACAGGAUGCGUGACUCGGGUUUAGGCUGGCUGGAGUGGGCUUGGCGUGGCCUGCGUGGGUCCAGCUUGGCUUCCAACUUGAGGCUUUGCCUUCUGGCGCCGGCCUCUUCUCUGUGUCCUUAGCCUUUGAAAGAAAAGGCUAAGGCCCUCGUUCAUUGAGCCCUGGACCCAAGACAAAUAUCCAGGCUUUAUCCUUAUGAAGUUCAACAGUCCGACCAGGCCACAUCCUCUCAGGCCAGCCCGAGUCGGGCAAGGCAAUCCAAGAGAGGUCGGUUCAGAGGACGAGCUGGAGCUCUCCUAGGUGCAAUGUGGGUGCAGGGCCAGCCCCAGUAGGUCCCCAGAUACCCCAGUGCUCCUGGGGAGGGUGUCCAGCGGGCCCUGGCAUUUCCUGAAAGCAGGGCCGAUGCCAAAGGAGAGGGAGUUCGCAGGGGUAAGAACCUCUCGAGGGCCUGGGCUGCCAGGGAGCAUGAGGCUGGCUGGGGGUUGCAGGUGGGGCCCACGCCCAGUUGCAAUUUCUAGAGCCAGGCUCUAUCUCCCCGGGGGGUCAGAGGGGGUACCUCUUCUGAAAGGCUGGGCCUGGCAGGUCUGCGGGCAGUGGCUUGGGGAGCUCAGGCGGGGACCUCCUGGGCUUGGCAAAGGCAUCGGUCCAAGCCCUGGGCACAGGGAGCAAACCCAUCUCUGUCUCUCGGGCAGGAGUGGCCUGACUUUCUUCUGACAGCCACCCCCCCGCCCCCCCAGACCUGCUUCCCCAGGCCUCCUGCCUGUAAAUAGAAGCUCACAAACUGUACAGAUUUACAGAGAUGCUUGAGACCGGGUCCUGGAGUUGCUAAGUGCUGAUGGCCCAGGUACCCCCCGGCAGCUCGGCGCACCUAGCCCCAGCGUGGCGAAUGCAUGUACAUAUUUUUUGUAGGCAGUGUGGCUCCAGAGAGCCCCCUGAAGACAGUGUCCCUCCCGUGCGUCCUUUCUCCUGUACAGAGCCCUCCAAGAACCUGGCCAGGGGCGGGUGGCAGUUUGUCCUCCUCUGCCCCAGGCCUUCCCUGUCCUCUCUCCCCAUAACCUGUUUAUUAACCACACCUGUCCUGAGUUCAUGGCCAAAACUUUAAGAAUGGAGGGAAAAGACGGGAAAACGACCAAGGCACCUGCCCUGCUGUGGGUGCUCAUCUGUCCCAGAAGGAACUAUUUGGGCUUUUUUUGUUUGUUUUGCUUUGUUUUUUUUUUUGUUUGUUUGUUUUCUUUUUUAACACUUCCCGUGCUGUGCCCAUUUAUAAGAGGAAAUAAAAUUAAGCUGAAAUGAUGCACUGUAGCCAGAGUGUGAGAUAAAUACAGAGGUCAUUGAG
Molecule: messenger RNA, 5215 nt
Organism: Pteronotus mesoamericanus
Lineage: Eukaryota; Metazoa; Chordata; Mammalia; Chiroptera; Mormoopidae
Gene: SDC3
Product: syndecan 3
Exons: 5
Coding region: 84-1412 (442 amino acids)
Biological process (GO): cell migration
Cellular component (GO): membrane; cell surface
Source: RefSeq, a predicted model, not a curated record